This is a messenger RNA of Synchiropus splendidus (mandarinfish), 3929 nucleotides long. It is a transcript of the gene ccny, whose product is annotated as cyclin Y. Gene Ontology annotation, biological process: regulation of cyclin-dependent protein serine/threonine kinase activity; regulation of canonical Wnt signaling pathway. Bases 265 to 1338 code for a protein of 357 amino acids. Gene Ontology annotation, cellular component: cytoplasmic cyclin-dependent protein kinase holoenzyme complex; plasma membrane. Gene Ontology annotation, molecular function: cyclin-dependent protein serine/threonine kinase activator activity; protein kinase binding. The record is from RefSeq and is a predicted model, not a curated record. Lineage: Eukaryota; Metazoa; Chordata; Actinopteri; Syngnathiformes; Callionymidae. The transcript is spliced from 12 exons.
AGUACAAUCAUGUAGCUCCGUGAUCAGACAUUUGCCCUGGUAGCGCAGAAUUACUCUCGUAAUCGCCGGACGGAAACACAAGAUGUUUUUGCAGAGAGAUUUUCGUUCGAACCCAGCUGUUUGAGGUGCAAAAGGGCGUGCAACGUGAGCGGAUAACGGGGCCAGUUCAUACUUUGCAGCAGGUCUGUGUUCCUCUCCUGAGCUGGUGAAGAGGAGCGACAAACUGCCGGCCGAGGAGGGAUUUAACCGCGAGCUUCGUCCGCCAUGGGGAAUACAACCUCUUGCUGCGUGUCUUCGAGCCCCAAGCAACGGAGGAACAACCACUCCCGGCUGGAGCCCUACCGGCCGGAGCCGGAGCUGAGCCGGGAGGACACGGGCUGCAACCUCCAGCACAUCAGCGACAGGGAGAACCUCGAUGACCUGCCAAUGGAGUACAAUCCCUCAGACCAUCCCAGAGCGAGCACCAUCUUCCUCAGCAAGUCUCAAACUGACGUACCUGUGCCCAACAAGAGAGUUCGAGAAAAAAGGAAAAGUCUCUACAUCAACCAUUUUACGCAUAUUUCGGAAUGCAAGCAGCAUCAUCCUGGCCCCGUGAGGCGCAAGUAUAGUUCAUGUUCCACCAUCUUCCUGGAUGACAGCACAGUCAGUCAGCCAAACCUCAAAUAUACCAUCAAAUGUGUGGCCCUAGCAAUAUUCUAUCACAUAAAGAACAGAGAAGUCGAUGGGAGAAUGGUGUUAGAUAUAUUUGAUGAGAAGCUGCAUCCACUCUCCAAGUCGGAGAUCCCGUCCGAUUACGACAAGCACGACCCGGAGCAGAAGCAGAUCUACCGCUUUGUCAGGACGCUGUUCAGCGCCGCCCAGCUCACUGCAGAGUGUGCUAUUGUCACAUUGGUUUACUUGGAGCGCUUGCUGACCUACGCUGAGAUCGACAUCUGCCCCGCCAACUGGAAGCGCAUUGUGUUGGGUGCAAUCCUCCUGGCGUCCAAGGUGUGGGACGACCAGGCUGUUUGGAACGUCGACUACUGCCAAAUUCUCAAGGACAUCACCGUGGAGGACAUGAACGAACUGGAGCGGCAGUUUCUGGAGCUGCUGCAGUUCAACAUCAACGUGCCGUCCAGCGUCUACGCCAAGUAUUACUUCGACCUCCGCUCCCUGGCCGAGUCCAACAACCUCAGCCUUCCCCUGGAGCCCCUCGGCAGAGAAAAGGCUCAGAAGCUGGAGGCCAUCUCCCGCUUGUGUAACGACAGAUACAAAGACGUGAGGAAGCUGGCGAAGAAGAGGUCGCAGAGCGCCGACAACCUGGCCGUGGUGCGGUGGUGCCCCGCCAUCGUUUCCUAACACCAGCCGGCGGCACGGGAAAGUAACGCACUCGGGAGUGUUUUCCUGUCUGAGUCGACAUCUGGACGGCGGUUCUCUGGACCUAGCUGUUGUACAUAGACGGAGCGGCGCUGCCUGCCUGCACAGAACCAAACUUUCUGACAGAGAGAACCUGAGCGAGACAUGAGACACAGCUUGUGUAGCAGCAUUGGUCGGGAAGUCAUCAUUCUCCAUUCUGACAGCUGACGUGUUCGCAAAGGAAGGACUGCUCUUCGUAUUUCCGACAGAAUGCUCGACAUCUUCACUCUCAUAGCUGUCAAAGCAAUAUCCUGGACUCUUCGCCAGACGUGAGACUAACUGUAGAACUUCACUGCCAUCGCCCAGACCUGUGGUGCCUGCGAGUAAACCGCGACGGAGGGAAAAGUUAAAUAACCCGCAGUAUUUUUCAUGUUUAACUAUUCCAUUUGAUGGCACUACAGGAGAGAAAGCUUCUGCUGUUUCACGAAUGACUGUUACAUGACUCUAAUGCAGAUCGAUUGUAAACAUUUUUAUAACGUCGUCGGUAGAAGCUUGUAAUGUAAAAAUCAGAAAGAAUGAUGUCAGAAUAUAUAUAUUUGGUAUUGCUACUGUAAACCUGGAGAUAUUCGUUCUGAUGACAAAUCAUGUGAUCAAAAGUAUUUAAAUGGGAGACACCACUCUUUUAUUUUUUGCAUACAAAAGGCCACUUUUUUUGUUUGGUUUGAAGUCAUUUUGUGAAACGCAGAUCAUAACUGGAGACACCAGUAAACUGUGAUGACAUUUUUACAACCUUUUUUGUGUGCAUGUCUCAUUUUUGGAUUCAUCCGCAACAUCUUCUCUAGUCGUUCUUUGAGGCGUAAAUCACAUCAUUAUUUCAAUUUUUUAUUUUUCAUUUUUUGUUUCUAUUCCCUGUUUUCAGCAGAGGACAGUGAGGUAGAGGUGGCUGUGGUCAGCCCUGAUGAGGAAGUCCAAGCAGAAUGAAAAGGCAAAAUGAACAUAAACAUAUUACAGUGAGAAAUGAGUCUGGUGAAAUAAAGUUUUAGUCUUUUGGAUUAAUGAACUCACAUAUGCUGAGAGAAGGGGGGAAAAAAGGUAGCUACAUUUUUAAAUCGUCUGUUGCUACCUCACAGAUGUCAAUUGUUUUCAACUUUAUGAGAGAUCAACACAGUCAUUUAUCAGUGACUCGGCGUAGAGAUGCUGCUUUCCCACUUUGUUGCUUUAUGCAGGAAGAAUGCUCAACAUAUCAGAAGAUUGAAGGGGAAAAGAAGAAAAACAUUGGGAAUUGUUUCCGAUAUUGAUACCACAGAAACACAAAAAGUGAUAUUUUGCCGAUAUUCCAGAAGCAUAUUUUCUUUUUAAAACCCGUAACCCGUACUUUGGCCAAGGCUAGUGAUCGGGUGAUGAGGCUUCAUGAAACAGUUCCCUCGGUUUCAGAACUCAGUAGGUGGCGCUCUCAGUCUAAAAAUAAUGAAAGGCCUCAUGGAAAUGAUUGUUCAAAUCCAAACAUUUUAGAGCAGAGAGUGUCAUCGAUUGGGCUCUGAAAAUGAGGACACUGUUUCAUGAAGCUUGAGAAUCCCAUACUACUUCACCUUAGACGGAGAUCAGAGUCGGAACAAGACUUGAGGGCUCGAGACCGGACCAUACUGAAUACAGAAGCAUCAAGCCUAUUAGUCAUAUAGACACCACACAUUUAUUUUUCACUUCAAAUGCUAGUAAUUAUUCAAAAUAGAUCGAUAGCCUCAACAGUAUCUUUGGAACAAACUAGCAGAUGUUUCUGUGUUCAGUUUGAUCUUGGUCUGGGUCUUGACUUCAGCAUGAGGAUGAGGAGAUUGUCGCGCAAGUGUAGUCUCAGUCCAGAGAUGUUGUGAUACUGUGAUACGAAAGUGAUGUCGCUUAGUAACGGUUGUUGAAAGAGAACCCCAGAAGUCAUCUCAAUUUUAUGUUCUUUUUUUAAUGAGCUUUUACGCUGCAUGACUUUGAAAACAUCCCCAGGGCCUCAACUGUCAUAAAUUCUCAUGCACAUGUUCAUGAAUUGGUCUCAUUUUGCUUCCUGCAUUUUAACUUCUCUCUCACGAAAACCAAAGACAGUCGAAAGACGAAAAAGGAAGAUAACAAACAAACUUUGGCUUUAUUUCUUUUUACAUUUUCAAAAAUAUGACGCAUUUUGUUGAGCCAAUAAUUCAACAUUGGUGAAUGGAAACGGAGUGGUUGGGUUAUGGUGGUGUCAACCCGUUUGGAGUCUAAAUGUGAAAUUACUAGAGCUGGCGGUUGUAUUUUAUAUUUAUUGUGUGUUUGUUGGUAUUUGUGCUGAAAAGUCUGAAGGUUUACAAUUUAAAAUAUGUGUGUCAGUUGCACACUGGUGUGCUGCACACCUCCCUCAAACACUCCGCAGCAAUGUUUUUUUUUAAAUAUAAUUUAUCCACUUUGAUCAUUUUCCAGUCAUGGUUUCUUCACUGACACAUUUGUUUCUCUUCGCCAGAUUCACCACCACACGUUUUUAACUUCUAAAACGUUCCCAGUAUUUAGCACUACGUUCAUGAUAACUUGUGCAAGAAUAAAAAGUCAAAACUUCACUACAAAUGUUUUCUGUUUUC